Messenger RNA from Linum tenue, 771 nucleotides. The record is from the annotation of a GenBank genome assembly. Lineage: Eukaryota; Viridiplantae; Streptophyta; Magnoliopsida; Malpighiales; Linaceae.
CAGACUUCGAAGAAGUGGGCAAAAAGAAUUCAAGACGAGUGGAGAAUUCUGGAGAAAAAUUUGCCAGAUAGCAUAUAUGUGAGGGCCUAUGAGUCGAGGAUGGACCUAUUGAGGGCCGUAAUUGUUGGUGCAGACGGAACUCCUUACAGCGACGGUCUGUUUUUCUUUGAUAUCUCCUUCCCUGUUGAGUAUCCAAGUGUUCCUCCGGAAGUCCACUACCAUGUUGGUGGUCUCGACAUAAACCCAAACCUGUACUCAAACGGAUAUGUUUGCCUUAGCCUUCUUGGAACAUGGAGUGGUAGCCACAAUGAGAACUGGCAGCCUAGUUUUUCAAAUGUAUUGCAGGUUCUGCUUUCUAUACAAGCAUUGCUAUUGAAUGAAAAACCCUACUUUAACGAACCUAGUUAUGAAGACUUCAAGGGCACCCCUGAAGGUGAAAUCGAGUCCCUAGAGUACAAUGAGGAAAUAUUCCUUCUUUCCCUCAAGACAAUGGAUUAUUCAAUGAGGAGGCCACCAAAACAUUUCAAGGAUUUCGUGAAGGACCAUUUCCACAGCCGAGCGAAGGACAUCAUGGUGACGUGCAAAGCAUACAUGUCCGGUGCUCAAUUCGGGUGCUUGGUGAAGGGCGGAAUCCAGGAUCUCAACAGAGGAGCCAAGAGCUGCUCGCCAAACUUUACGGGCUCCUUACCUGCACACAUGGACAUGUUGGGAAACGUUUACCAAACUUGGAGUAAAAGAAUUAUGAAGGGGAUCUAUUUUAAACUUUUUUAA